GGAUAUGUGAAUGAGAGUGUGAGAGAGCUAGAGAGAGAGAGAGAGAGAGAAGUGUGUGUGUGUAUGUAUAACUGCCUGACUAACUGAGAGUGUGUGUGUGUGUGUGUGUGUGUGUCAGUGAGUGCCAUGGCCCUGUGUGGCGAUACAUGGCCCUGGGGAGUGGCACCCUUGUUUGGCCUGGCCUGCGUGCUGCCACUAGACACUUACGGCACCAGAUUCGGAGUUUGGGGAGGGUCGGGGGACAGGGGAAGGGAGUGCCACCCCCCUAUGCUGCCACUAUGCUGGAGAGGUUAGGGUGGGUGCCGCCUGGGUGCCGCGCUGCCCUCCUGCAGUCCCUGGCACCGGCACUGGAGGCAGCAGCAAGGCGGUGUCACUCGGAGGCACUGUUGGACCUGUUGGAUGAUGUGGCACUGGUUCUUCUGGCACCUUCGGCACACUCCCUCCAUGUGGACAGGUACACCUUCCCGACACGGCGACCGGAGAGGUACCUGGCGGCACUCUCGGCAGCGCGGGGCCUGGCGGUGUUUGAGAGUCGAGGGGCGGCACUGUGGAAGAGACAGACGGCACCGCUCACCACUCUGGCAACGGCACUCACCAACAUGACCAGGACUGAGGCGACUCCAGCUGCGCCACCUUCAUCUGGUGAGAUGGGAGCGUUCCUUGAGGGGCUGGUGGAAGGCUGCCCCCUCCUUGCCGAACUGGACUUGAAGAGCAGCACUGUGACCGACUCCUGCCUGCCCCCCCUCCACCACCUCCCCCACCUCACACACCUCAACCUCAACCUCACCCGCAUCACCCUCCAGGGCGUCGAGGGGCUGCUCAAGGGCGACACUCCCUUCAGAAGACUGGAGACUGUUGUUUAUGAGGGUGGUGGUGGUGGUGGUGUGGUAGAGUGCUCAAGACAGUUAGUUGAUUUGCAGGUCACAGCGAUUUUAAACCUCCACCACCACCACCACCACCACCGGACCCUACCACGCACAUCUUACACCCUCACUGCCUCCCCUGGCGCGGGUGUGGCAGGGGUGGUGUGUGCGGCGUGCCCUGAGCUGGAGCGGGUGGCAGUGUGGGGGUGUCCUGCGGUGGCCCUGAAGCCCUUAAUACAGGAACUAGGGGUCUUAAAGGGACUGGAGGCAAUUUACUUCUGUAAUUUGGAGUGGUGUGUGUUCUCAGCCCAUGUCGCAGUAAAUGAUGAGCCCAUGCCGCUGAGUAGACAGGUGUGUGGUGUGAAAGAAAUAACCCUCUCAGACACAUCCCAGGUGGACGGGGCUCACCUGGGGGCGCUGGGCAUCUGCUUUCGUCUCACACACCUGCGGGUCACGGCGGCGGGGGGGCGCCCCGCUGCCCUGGGAUGGGGCCGGGUGUUUAGUGACCUCCUGCACCUGGAAUAUGAGGGUGACCUGUGUGUGGGGGACUUUGGAAGGUGGCAGAGACAGCAGGGCCUCCACAGCCAACUUGACGUCCUGCUGGGCUGGUGUGAGGGACUCAGGAGCCUCACCCUCUACACCACCACUGCAGAGGAGCCUACGCUUCUCUCCGCCCUCCGUCACAACCACCUGCGUCACCUGGAGGAGCUGCGAAUAGGGGUGACCGGGGGAGGGGCGACCCUGAGCUGUGCCUCCAUCAGGGCCAUCCUCAGGGGCGCCACAGACCUGAGGGUGCUGGGCAGGGCAGACUGGUGGAAGGGUAUUGCCAGGGGGGAGAGAAGGGCCCUGCUGGUGGAGCUGAGAAAGAGAUUCAGAAGACUGGAAGUUUUUGGGAAGGAAGAAGAGGAAGAGGAGGAGGAAGAGGAAGAGGAGGAGGGAAGACCUGAUUUAGAAGAAGACCCUGAACCACUUAGAUUUCUAGACCCUGAUGAGUGGUAGUAGUAGUAGUAGUAGUAGUAGUAGUGGUUGUUGUAGUAGUGAUGGUUGUAAUAGUAGUAGUAGUAGUAGUAGCAGUAGGAGGAGGAGGAGUGAGAAUGGUUGUAGUAGUAGUAGUAGUAGUAAUAGUAGCAGCAGUAGUAGUGGUUGUAUUAGUAGUAGUAGUGGUAGUGGUGUUGGUUGGUAGAAAUGAUGGUGGAGAUAGUAGUUGUAAUAGUAGUAGUAGUAGUAGUAGUAGUAGAUAGUUGUUGUUGUUGCUCUUUUCAUUACGCUUAUAUCUAUAGAAAUUACUAUUAUUACUAUUAUUAUUAUUAUUAUUAUUAUUAUUUACUUUCCGUCACUGCCAAGCUUCAUUGCCAAAUAAAUUACAAAUAGAUAGAUAAAUAAAUGUCAACUAGAAAUAUUACUAACUAUUA
This is a messenger RNA of Portunus trituberculatus (swimming crab), 2275 nucleotides long. RefSeq lists its product as uncharacterized. NCBI's taxonomy places the organism in Eukaryota, Metazoa, Arthropoda, Malacostraca, Decapoda, Portunidae. Gene Ontology annotation, biological process: SCF-dependent proteasomal ubiquitin-dependent protein catabolic process. The record is from RefSeq and is a predicted model, not a curated record. Gene Ontology annotation, cellular component: SCF ubiquitin ligase complex.